AUGGGAAAGGCACUGCAAAAUAACAUAUUCAGAACUUCCUUCUUGUUCCAUUCUUGUUUUUUUCUGCUCACUGUCAUGGCUAGAAAGAAGGUCGACCUUACUUUCAUAACCAAAGCCUCAAAGAGGAAGGCAACGUUCAAGAAAAGGAAAAAUGGUCUGAUAAAAAAGAUUGGUGAAAUCAGCAUCCUUUGUGGGAUUCAAGCAUGUGCUAUAAUCUACACACCGGAUGAGCCUGAUCAGCCAGAGGUUUGGCCAUCCGAGGAGGGUGUUGAGAGUGCUGUUUCCAGGUUCAGGAGUGUGUCUGAACUGGAGCAAAGCAAGAAAAUGUUCUGUCAGGAAAGCUUCUUGAGGCAAAGAAUCGUGAAAGUCCAAGAGCAGCUGAAGAAAGCGAGGAAUGAGAACAGGAAGAAAGAGAUUGGCCAUCUCAUUUCUCAAUACCUCACUGUUGGAAACAACCUUGAGAGUACCAACCUCAUUGAUCUGAAUGAUAUCUCAUUCUUGGCUGAUCAAUGCUUGGAGGACAUCACAAAGAAAAUCACUGUGCGCAAAGCCCAAAUGCUGAUUCCAGAAAAUGGAGGAGAAACCGUGACUCAAGGAGCGCAAGCACAAGUGAAUCAUGUCCAAGGGCCUUACACCAGUGUGGAUGCCAUGCAAACUCUGAAUUGGUCUACUGACAUCAUCAAUGGUGAUGGUGCGAAUGAGAUGUUAGCAUUGGAAGAUGUUAAUGUCCAAAGUGUUAUGGAAGAUCUCAGUGAUGAGAUGAACAGAGACUCAAGGCUGCAACUUUUUCCUCACCGAACUAGAAGAACGCUGGGCUUAGUACUUCCACACCCCUUCCUUCACGCUUCUAUCACAAGUACGCCGCUUUCCCUUUCGCAGCGCACACUUACAAAUAACCUUCUCAAAAAGUUCUUUGCUGCUAAACCACGCUCUCUCGUACUUCAUUCUCACUUUCUUCACAAUAAUAAGUGGAAGAAGCAACCUUUGAUAAUGGGAAUGAAGGGUGCUUCCGACGACGACCACGUGGUUCUCAAGUCCCCAAACGACCGUCGUUUAUACCGCCUCCUCCAUCUCCCCAAUGGGCUCCGCGCUCUGCUCGUUCACGAUCCCGAGAUUUAUCCAGAGGGGCCUCCCAAGCAUGCUCCAAAUGAGGAUGAGGUUGAGGAGGAAGAAGAAGAAGAAGAUGAGGAUGAUGGAGAAGGAGAAGAAGAAUAUGAUGAUGAUGAUGAGGAGGAGGAAGCUGAUGAUGAGGGUGAUGGUGAAAAGGAUGGGGUCAAGGGUGGCGGUGGGGCUACUGCGCAGAGCAAAAGGAUGGGAUCUGGAUUCUGUGUGGAAAUGUGGGGAUUGGGGAACGGUUAUGCUAUAUGUGAUUUGGCUGCAGCAGCUAUGUGUGUAGGAAUGGGCAGCUUCUCUGAUCCGAAUCAAGCUCAGGGACUAGCACACUUUUUAGAACACAUGCUCUUCAUGGGGAGUGAUGAAUUUCCAGAUGAAAAUGAGUUGUGUAAGCAAUCUGGCAUUCUUUCACUGAAUGCCACAUUGACCCAGGGAGGUCUGUCUUCUAAGUAUGAUAGCUAUUUGUCCAAGCAUGGUGGUUCUUCAAAUGCAUACACAGAAACUGAAUACACCUGCUACCAUUUUGAAGUGAAGCGAGAGUUUCUGAAGGGUGCCUUGAAAAGAUUUUCUCAGUUCUUUAUUUCACCUCUUGUAAAGAUGGAGGCAAUGGAGCGAGAAGUACUUGCAGUAGACUCAGAAUUCAACCAGGUUUUACAAAGUGAUGCUUGCCGUCUUCAACAACUUCAGUGCCAUACUUCUGCUCACAAUCAUCCUUUAAAUAGAUUCUUUUGGGGGAAUAAAAAGAGCUUGGUUGAUGCAAUGGUGAAGGGUAUUGAUUUGCGGGAGCAAAUAUUGAAAUUAUAUGGUGAUUAUUACCAUGGUGGAUUGAUGAAGCUUGUUGUUAUUGGUGGAGAGUCUCUGGAUGUGCUUGAGAGUUGGGUUGUGGAACUGUUUGGUGCUGUCAAAAAAGGUCAAGCAAACCCAGUGUUCUCAGUGGAAGGUCCCAUCUGGAAAACUGGUAAAGUUUAUUGGCUUGAAGCUGUGAAAGAUGUCCAUAUCCUCGACUUAUCAUGGACACUGCCCUGUCUACACAAAGAGUAUUUAAAGAAGCCAGAGGAUUAUUUAGCUCAUCUCCUUGGGCAUGAGGGCAGAGGAAGCUUGCUCUCCUUUCUCAAGACCAAAGGAUGGGCUACUUCUCUAUCUGCAGGUGUUGGGGAUGAAGGGAUUUAUCGGUCAUCUAUAGCGUAUGUCUUUGUCAUGUCCAUACACCUCACUGACUCUGGUAUAGAAAAGAUCUUUGAUAUCAUUGGCUUUGUCUAUCAAUACCUAAAGUUGUUGCGUCAAGAUUCACCACAAGAAUGGAUAUUUAAGGAACUUCAGAAUAUUGGAAACAUGGAUUUCAGAUUUGUGGAAGAGCAACCUCAAGAUGAUUAUGCUGCUGAGCUUGCAGGUUCCUAA
Sphenostylis stenocarpa is the source of this 2511-nucleotide messenger RNA. NCBI's taxonomy places the organism in Eukaryota, Viridiplantae, Streptophyta, Magnoliopsida, Fabales, Fabaceae. The record is from the annotation of a GenBank genome assembly.